Colletotrichum destructivum is the source of this 1705-nucleotide messenger RNA. RefSeq lists its product as uncharacterized. NCBI's taxonomy places the organism in Eukaryota, Fungi, Ascomycota, Sordariomycetes, Glomerellales, Glomerellaceae. Bases 1 to 1653 code for a protein of 550 amino acids. The transcript has a single exon. The record is from RefSeq and is a predicted model, not a curated record.
AUGUUUGUCUCACGAAUGAAUAAAAGCACGCAGUGCGUGUCUGCGUUCUUCUUAGCCCUUGCCUCCCAGGCCUCACGGAGACCACAAUCCCUUUCGACCAAGUCAUUCAUCAUCUAUCAUUCACAAUCUUCACGAACAAUCUACAACAACAUGGCUCCGUCGUGGUCUUCGCCACCUCGGUAUUCUCGGAUCCGACUCGUCCACACCGAAGACUUUGAAGCAGCCUACCCGGUCCUCGCUUCCUACGCAGUCGACCCGGAGCUUGCAUUGACGGUUAAAGAGCUGGCGAUUGACACAGAUCGCUGGCCCACGAAGCGUUCCUGCCACUGUGGCUUAUGUGGCGGCCAUGUGAUCUGUAGCAUACACGAGCCCGCAAAACCCGUUGACACACGCGCCCACAGCCUUCUUGAAAACCGCAUCCGCAACCUCGGCCUGAGCCCGGAAGGGACCGAGGACAUGAUUGCGGCUAUGGCCUGGAAGAUGAGGCUGCUCCUCGGACUGAAGCCUGACAAAGCUGACGGCGUCAAGAAGCUCGCUACCGACUACGCUUCUGCCGUUGCUGUUCUUCUGCUGUCCUUUUGCAGAAACAUCACCCAUCUCUACUAUGGAGAAAUCUCGGGAUGGUGUUACAAGCCCGUCGAAGAGAUCCUCUACAAAUCCAACUAUGGCCUGAUUUCGCAAGAGCACCGUGUUCUCCAGAACCUAGAAAGCGCCCAGAGGCUCUGCGUGUCCGAGGCGGACGACGAAAGACACUACUACAGGACUGAGUACCUAGAUAUGAUGAGGUUGUUUCACCGACUUCCCAAGUUCUCCAGACUCAUUCUGGACGGAACCGGAGAGUACCAGGCAUACCGUCUAACUUUCCCACCAGGGAGCGGUUCCGCCCCAAUCAAGACCAUUGAGAUGAGACACACAGAUAUCGACGGCUCGAUGUUGGCCUCUCUACUCCGAAUCACUCGAGGUCUCGAGAAUUUCACCAUCUCCAUUGGCGGGCUGUGGUCAACCGACGGAGGGUCACCCAUGAUAGGACUCAGAAACGUCUCUAGGGCCCUCUUGACCCACAAGGCCACCCUCAAGAGCCUGGAUCUCGACAUCGAGCAUGCAAUCGGCAGUGCGGCAUUCUACUUUGAAGAUGAGGAUGAGGAUGAGGAAGAGUCGGAAGACCUGGAGAGCGAACGGGACGAAUGGUUCCUUCUGGACGCGGCCGUGAGCUCGGGUCCGCUGGACCCCGAGGACAUGCCCCUCGAUCGGGAUUACGGCAGGACAAUCGGCUCACUCCACGACUUCCCUGCGCUGACGCGACUGAGCAUCAACAUUCAAGCGCUCAUUGGCGUCGGUAAUCCGUUCGGCGUGCGACCGCAUGCUCCCUACAAACUCGUGGAACAACCGCCGUUCAGGCUCAUUGACGCGCUGCCGCCCAACUUGGAGUUCUUGUGUCUCUAUGGAUAUGUAAAGGGUUUCAACGAUGCAGUCGAUGACCACGUCAGGGAGUUGAUGGAGCGUAGAGGGGAAAGGCUGCCGAACCUCAAGGAAGUCGUCGGCGUCGACAAGGAGGUUGUGGGAGAGGGCUCCAGGUACGAGGUUAGCCCGCGCGAGGGUGGGCUAUGGACCAUGUCCAGACCUGAGACGGGAUGGGUUGAAAUUGAGCAGUGAGCUGGGAGGUUAAUGGUUUCUUUCACUGGUUAGAUCUGCCAAAAGUAGAUGU